Peromyscus leucopus (white-footed mouse) is the source of this 1701-nucleotide messenger RNA. RefSeq names its product coiled-coil domain containing 83 (gene Ccdc83). NCBI's taxonomy places the organism in Eukaryota, Metazoa, Chordata, Mammalia, Rodentia, Cricetidae. Bases 387 to 1616 code for a protein of 409 amino acids. The record is from RefSeq and is a predicted model, not a curated record. The transcript has 12 exons.
CCCGACCCCCACUCCUGUUGGUUUGCAAUGACGCGAGAUGGGCUUGGGGUCGCGCCCUCUGGUGUUUCCCUCGGGACGUUGUUCCUGGGCGGUUAGGAACUGUUGAGAGCGGUUCUCCUAGGCUAGCUAGCCCCUCUUUCACAUUGAAAACAGGGAUACCAGCCUGGUUUGGGCCGUCCUAAACUUGAAGGACCAGGUAGCAUCCUAUCCACAAAACGGGCACUAAAUACACGUCCACAGUUACCGAAAACAUUAGCUAUUCACUUGUCAGGAAUUAUACUGGACGAAGCCUUCCUGGGGAUAACAUUCCCUUUGUGACUAGUCUUCUUCCCUUUACUGAGGAAGAAAUCCUCAAGAGGUAGAUUUCUUAGUGGCCAACCAGAACCAUGGACAGCUCGGCAAAAGGAAAUAAAAAAGAUGCGCAAGAUGGACCAUCCAAAGACACGAAGCUGCCUACCAGCGAAGCACUUCUGGACUACCAUCGUGAGAUAAAGGAGAAUGCAGUGGAACGAAUCAUGUUUCAGAUCAAGAAGCUGAGGGACAGGAACCAAAGGUACCAAGACAGGAAUAGACGCCUCAAAGAAGAACAGAAAUGGCACAUAAAGAACCUCCUGAAAGAGCUGACCGAGGAGAAGUCAGAAGGAGCCCCGAUCGUGACAAGGGAAGACGUUGAGGAAGCAAUGAAGGAAAAAUGGGAGUUUGAAAGAAACCAGGAGAAAAACUUGAAAGAAAUGCGCUUACAAAUAAAUGAUGCUGAGAAGCUGUUUCUUGAGAAACUCAGUGAAAAGGAGUAUUGGGAAGAGUACAAGAAUUCAGGGAGUGCUCAGCACGCUCAACUCAUUCUUUCCUUACAAAAUGACAUCGAAACAGUCAAAGAAAAUGCCGAGAAAAUGUCAGAACAGUAUAAAAUCACUCUGGAAGACACUAGAAAGAGGAUAAUCAGAGAAACCCUGAUACAACUAGACCUAAGGAAGGAAUGGGCCACUCAGAAUGCCGUGAGGUUCAUUGACAAGGGCAACUACCGAGAGAUCUGGGAGAAUGACUGGCUAAAAAAAGAAAUUUCGACUCACAGGAAGGAAGUUGAAAGACUGGAAAAUUGUGUUCAACAACUAGAAGAGGAAAAUUUGUUGCUUAUUGACCAGCUGUUUAACUGUAGACUUUUGGAUCUCAAAAUACCCAGGAAACUGUAUCUGACUCAAGCCGUGGGGCAGCAAGUGCCACCUGAAGAUGUGUCUUUGAAGUUGCCAGAGAUAGACAUAGUCCCAGAGGAGAAUCUGAAAUCGCCCACUGAGGCGGAGGGUGAAGACGCAUUGAACCUCUCCCCCGGAAGCAGCCAUGAGGCCAGCAGUCCAGAAGUCCACUUCACAGAGUUAGAAAGAGAGGACAGCUCGUCCACAGAGAUGGAGUGCUCUAUCGUCCAUCAUUUGCUGCAUGAGGAUGAACAGGACUUCAAGGAAUAUGUAAACUUGGGCCCCCUGGCUUUGAAGCUCAUGAGCGUGGAGGGCAGGAAAAUGCCCAUUCAUUUUCAAGAAAAGCAGUCUCCAGUCAAAUCUUACGAAGACAUCCAGAGCCCUGAGAGACAUAUCACACAUAAGAUGAUGAAGAUGUUUCUCUAGGCCUGAAAGCUGCAUCGUGGAAAAACCACCUUCCCGUGGAAACUCCUUGUGAAUUAAAGUGCCCAGGUUGCUCACUUUACUCACA